AUGGAACCGGAACCGUCCCUUACCGCUCUCCUCGAGGCUGUCACAGCCCUCACAGCCACCGUCGGGUCCCUGCAGGCCCAAAUCCAAUCUCAAGGCCAGCAGCUCAUUGAGCUUAAAGCCAUAUGCAAGGAGACCGCCGACUUACUUGGCAACAAGGAUCAAGGAGGACCCCAAGUCCAAGCCCAGCCUGGCCCAUUGACUGGGCCUGUCACUCCCCCUACACAUACAGGGGGAGAAGCGCACACUCCAGGAACGGUUAGGCCUGGACUCAAGGCCCCCUUCCGCCCAUCAAGAGGAACGGGCUUUGACUCAGAGGAAGAGGAAGAACCCAGGCGGGCCCCCAAGAGAGAGCCUGGCAACACGCCUAAGCGGAGCCUCAGCUCCCUUACCCCAUUCGACUCAGGGUCUAGCGUGAAGCGACCCAAGAUGGAACUCCCCGAUCCAUACAAAGGGGACUCCAGGGGAAGAAAGGCAACCCAGUGGCUGGAUCGCAUGCUGCUGUGGGUUGCACUUCAUCGAGAUCAAUUUGAUGAAGAAGAACAAAUGGUUGUGUGGAUCCUUUACCACAUGACUGAUAAGGCCGCCGACUGGGCUCUCCCUAUCAUAGGGACCAUCAUCAAGGGCAAGGGAAACCCCCCUACCACUAUCCCGGCCUUAACGGCCAAAUUCAAAGAGGCAUUUGCCGACCCCGACGCCAAACGGGCAGCCGCCAGGAAGAUUGCCGCGCUUACUCAAACAACCACUACGUCUGAGUACGUUACCGAGUUCCGCAAUCUUAUGGCAGAACUUGAUUGGAACACUGAGGCGUACAUUGCCCAGUUUGUGCGCGGCCUUCACUGGAAGGUGAAGGAACUCCUGUCCACCAAGGACAAUAUCCCGGACAACAACCUUGAGGCUAUAUUUGCUGCCUCCGUCAAAAUAGACAACAUUUGUCGGGAAAACGAGGAGAACCAACCCAAGAAAACCCCCGCUAAGUCCCCGGUUUCCACGGCCACCACUUCCACCACUCAACGGGUCCGCUUAUCAGAGGACCCUAACUACGUCACUCCGGAGGAAAGGGACCGCCGCCGUGCAUCUGGGCUGUGCGUCAAAUGUGGGCAGAAGGGCCAUGGAAUCAAGCAGUGCCGUAAUGGUUGGAAGGCCACUCCCAAGGAAACUGCCAAGGUGGCCCAGGACGAGUCGGAAAAAGAGUAA
Molecule: messenger RNA, 1194 nt
Organism: Rhizoctonia solani
Lineage: Eukaryota; Fungi; Basidiomycota; Agaricomycetes; Cantharellales; Ceratobasidiaceae
Product: Retrotransposon-derived protein PEG10
Exons: 1
Coding region: 1-1194 (397 amino acids)
Molecular function (GO): nucleic acid binding; zinc ion binding
Source: RefSeq, a predicted model, not a curated record